Raphanus sativus (radish) is the source of this 992-nucleotide messenger RNA. RefSeq names its product adrenodoxin-like protein 2, mitochondrial. Gene Ontology annotation, cellular component: mitochondrion. The record is from RefSeq and is a predicted model, not a curated record. Gene Ontology annotation, biological process: P450-containing electron transport chain. The coding region runs from base 184 to 783 and encodes 199 amino acids. Lineage: Eukaryota; Viridiplantae; Streptophyta; Magnoliopsida; Brassicales; Brassicaceae. The transcript has 8 exons. Gene Ontology annotation, molecular function: 2 iron, 2 sulfur cluster binding.
UAGAUAAAUUGUCGGGACGUUAAAAUGAAUAAACCAGAAAGGAAGAAGGGAAGGUGGAGCUUGAGACAGAGGAGGAGGUUGUCCUUGUGUCAACGAACGAACGAACGAACCCUAAAUCCUCCUUGCCUCCAUCGUCGAAUCUGAUUAAAAAGUAGAGAAACAUUUGGUGGCGCCAAGAUCAUCAUGCUCUUUCAUAGGCUCUCAAGAUUAGGUUUUCGCAUUGCCAAAGAGCUUCCAAAAGAUAAGAGACAUUUCUCAGUAUGUGGGAGGAGGAUUCUACAGAGGUCUUAUGGCCAUUAUUAUCUCCAAUCUUCGGCUGUAACACAGAGGCAAUCUAGGACUUUCCAUCAUGCGUUUUUCUCAAAUAACCUUAAUCCCUACACCUCCUUCAGCACUUCAUCUGAAAAAGGCGGUGAGGAAACCGAAAAGAUAAACGUUAUCUUUGUUGAUAAAGAUGGAGAGGAGAUUCAUAUUAAGGUCCCAAUCGGAAUGAACAUCCUUGAAGCUGCCCAUGAAAACAAUAUUGAACUCGAAGGGGCGUGUGAAUGUUCUCUAGCUUGUUCAACGUGCCAUGUGAUUGUUAUGGACACGGAGUACUACAACAAACUCGAAGAACCAACAGAUGAAGAGAACGAUAUGCUUGAUCUUGCUUUCGCGUUAACAGAAACUUCGAGGUUGGGAUGUCAAGUGAUAGCAAAGCCAGAGAUAGAUGGAAUACGCUUAGCCAUUCCCUCAGCCACCAGGAAUUUCGCAGUUGAUGGGUUCGUUCCAAAACCUCACUAAAGCCAAUUUCAAAAGUCUCUCUCACAGCAGAGGAUAUUCUCAAUUUGAGUUUAGGGUGUUUCUUUGAGUUUACACUUUGUUUAUUAUCUGAAAUUACCAUUUUACAUAAAACCCUGAGGGAGUUUAUAGAUUUUGUAAUUCAGAAGGUGAGGGAUGUCACAGUUCUCAAGCAUUAUAACUACAAUAAAAGCUUCAUAACUCUUCUUCCA